Messenger RNA from Nematocida ausubeli, 1425 nucleotides. RefSeq lists its product as uncharacterized. The coding region runs from base 1 to 1425 and encodes 474 amino acids. Gene Ontology annotation, biological process: sphingosine biosynthetic process; ceramide biosynthetic process. Gene Ontology annotation, molecular function: pyridoxal phosphate binding; serine C-palmitoyltransferase activity. Gene Ontology annotation, cellular component: serine palmitoyltransferase complex. The record is from RefSeq and is a predicted model, not a curated record. Lineage: Eukaryota; Fungi; Microsporidia. The transcript has a single exon.
AUGAGUGAAAUAUACAUUCCAUUUUUCACAAUAGUCACAACGUACUUGUCUUACUUUAUAGUGAUUGUUUUGGGGCAUGCUCGGGACUUCAUUGGGCAGAUGCUCUUCCCGAAGCUCUACAAGCACAUGUUUCCUAGCAAUGGGCGGCCGCCAUUGUUUACAGCCUCAGGAAGCUUCUACACAAGGCGUCUUUAUGGCAGGCUGAGUGAUUGCUGGAACAGGCCCAUCACAGGAAUACCAGGAAGAAAUGUGAAGGUUCUUUUGCGCGCCCGAGACAAGGAGGGCAACAUGUAUUUGACAGGAGAGUCAAAGGAGUGUCUUAAUUUAGCAUCGUAUAAUUAUCUGGGAUACGCAGGUAAGUAUAACAAAGAGGCAAAGCAGGCCCUCAUUGACUACCCAGUGGCAUAUUGUGGGCCUGUAAAGUUUCUUCCAGAGUGCCAGUUAGUCAGACAGUUAGAGAAGGAAAUAGCAGCAUUCCUGUAUAAGGAGGAUGCCAUAGUGUUCCCCAUGGGCUUUGCAACAAAUGCAUGCACCAUUCCAUACUUAGUAAAUAAGGACGACCUGAUAAUUGCAGACUCCCUGAACCACUCAAGUAUCUUUUUUGGGACUCGGAUCAGCCCGUGCAAAGUGGAGAGAUUCAAGCAUAAUGAUAUAGAUAUGCUAGAAAAAAUCCUUAGAAAGGCCAUCAUUGAGGGACAGGACAGGACACACCGGCCAAUUGGGCGGAUUCUUGUGAUAGUGGAGGGAAUCUACUCCAUGGAAGGAGAGUGUGUGAAAUUAAAGGAAAUAUUGGCCUUGAAAAAAAAGUAUCCAUUCUACCUGUUCAUUGACGAGGCGCACUCAAUUGGUGCUAUGGGGAAGACAGGAAGGGGGGUCUGCGAGUAUCUGGAUGUGGACUUUAAUGAGAUUGAUCUUCUAAUGGGAACAUUUACAAAGAGCUUUGGAGCAGCAGGGGGCUACAUUGCAGCAAACCAGAAGAUUGUAAACCUGCUCAGGAAGCGGUCUGAGCUGGUGAACCGAGGAGAGCAAAUGCCUCCUGUUGUGGCCACGCAGAUCCUUGAGUGUCUGAAGAGAAUGCAGACAGAGGAAGGAGUACAGGAAAUACAGACCCUAGCAAAGAACUCACGGUACUUUAGGAAGGCACUGCAUCGCAUGGGGUUUAUUGUGAUUGGGGAGAAGGAUUCUCCUGUAGUGCCACUGAUGCUUUACAAUCCAGGAAAAAUUGCAGAGUUCUCUAGAAUGUGCUUGAAGGAAAAUAUUGCGGUUGUUGUAGUAGGGUACCCUGCGACACCCGUGAUCAGCAGCAGAGUAAGGUUCUGUCUUUCAGUGGCGCACAAAAAGGAAGACUUGGACAAGGCACUUGAUGUCAUUGAUAAAAUAGGCGACAUGCUGAACUUAAAAAUGGCAAAAAAACAAGUAUGCUAG